This is a messenger RNA of Pongo pygmaeus (Bornean orangutan), 2224 nucleotides long. It is a transcript of the gene H2AX, whose product is annotated as H2A.X variant histone. Gene Ontology annotation, cellular component: nucleosome. The record is from RefSeq and is a predicted model, not a curated record. The transcript has a single exon. Lineage: Eukaryota; Metazoa; Chordata; Mammalia; Primates; Hominidae. The coding region runs from base 728 to 1159 and encodes 143 amino acids. Gene Ontology annotation, molecular function: protein heterodimerization activity; structural constituent of chromatin; DNA binding.
CAAGUGUGGAGGAGCACUUGUAGUAUCAGCUACGAGGGAGGUUUAGCAGGGAGGAUCCCUUGAGCCCAGGAGUUCCAGGCUGCAGUGAGCUGAGAUCACAUCACUGCACUCCAGCCUGGGUGACAGAGCGAGUGAGACCCGGUCUAUUAAAAAAAGAAAGAAAAAAAAGAAAACUUUUAAGGAGUCUAAUUUCUUCCCUUUUCCAUUCUCCCUUUGUCAGGUAGGAGAAGGGAGUAGGGAGUGACUGGACCUGGAAAGGAGGGCUGCAGUAGCUAUAAUAUUGACCCCUUUCCUUUAAAAAUCCUACGCCAGCACAGAUUUCCCAGACGCUCUCUAGGUGGCCUCAGACUCCGCCCCUUUAGUCUUCCGGUUCUGGUUUCCGACUGUAGCGUUUAAAUCUCGCGCGCUUUACAAGGAUUGGCUACAUCAGCGAGUAGUUGGCAGUCUGCGUGCUACCCCUCCUCCUCGCCUUUUCUCCCCGGGCAAAAGGUUUUCAAAUUCGGCCAAUCAGCGGGCGGGCUCCCUCAGCCGAGCCGCGACACCCAAGGGUUAACCGCAACCAACCGGAAGCGGGUAUUGGAGAAAAGAGCCAAUCAGGAGGGCGCGGAGGUGUGUCCUGGGGGCUUAUAAAGGCGGCCUCGCGGCGCGCGCGCGACAGCAGUUACACUGCGGCGGGCGUUUGUUCGAGUGUUUGAUCGCUUGUACUUCACCAGCCUACCUCGCUAGCAUGUCGGGCCGCGGCAAGACUGGCGGCAAGGCCCGCGCCAAGGCCAAGUCGCGCUCGUCGCGCGCGGGCCUCCAGUUCCCAGUGGGCCGUGUGCACCGGCUGCUGCGGAAGGGCCACUACGCCGAGCGCGUUGGCGCCGGCGCGCCAGUGUACCUGGCGGCAGUGCUGGAGUACCUCACCGCUGAGAUCCUGGAGCUGGCGGGCAAUGCGGCCCGCGACAACAAGAAGACGCGAAUCAUCCCCCGCCACCUGCAGCUGGCCAUCCGCAACGACGAGGAGCUCAACAAGCUGCUGGGCGGCGUGACGAUCGCCCAGGGAGGCGUCCUGCCCAACAUCCAGGCCGUGCUGCUGCCCAAGAAGACCAGCGCCACCGUGGGGCCGAAGGCGCCCUCGGGCGGCAAGAAGGCCACCCAGGCCUCCCAGGAGUACUAAGAGGGCCCGCGCCGCGGCCGGCCGCCAGGCCUCCCCAUGCCACCACAAAGGCCCUUUUAAGGGCCACCACCGCCCUCAUGGAAAGAGCUGAGCCACUUCAGACUGCGGGGCAAGCGGGCCGCGGCUCCCGGCUCCCUUCCCCUCCCCUCGCCCGCGUUCGCCGCCCGGCCUCGAGUCCCCGCCCGCCCCCGCUCCUGUCCCGCACCGCCUGCCGCGUCGGCCUCGGGCCCUGCCUCGUCCGCCGUCCGCCCUCCGGUAGGGCUCGGGCCUUCCGGAUGCGGCUUGGGCACUCUUCGGGGACCGCCGUGGCGCGGAAGACCCGAGCCUGCCGCGGGGAGGCCGGCGGCGCCGCACCUGCCCGCCUCGGCGUUCGUGACUCAGCCGCCCCAUCCCGAGUCGCUAAGGGGCUGCGGGGAGGCAGCAGCACCUUCUGGAAGACUUGGCCUUCCGCUCUGACGCAGGGCCGAGGUGGGCAGUCCAGGCCGAGAGGCCGGCGGCCCUGAAGGUGAGUGAGGCCCUCGGCAGCUGCAGCCGGGGUGUCUGGUACUCCCCCGGCGUGGUGCUUAGCCCAGGACUUUCAGACGUGGCCGCUGGCCUGGAGGCUUUGGUGGGAGAGACACGAUCGCUGAUUUCGGUCUGGCGGCCCCUCUGCGGCCGGGACCCAGGCCUUUCACAUCAGCUCUCCCUCCAUCUUCAUUCAUACGUCUGCGCUGGGGCCGGGACGAAGCACUUGGUAACAGGCACAUCUUCCUCUCGAGUGACUGCCUCCUAGGAGGACAUUUAGCGGGGGGCAGAGGCCUGCAGUUUGGCUUCACGGCUGGCUAUGUGGACAGCAACAGCCAGGCCUGUCAGGCCCCCCCACGCCGCCCCAUUUCCCUUCCAGCAAACUCAACUCGGCAAUCCAAGCACCUAGAUACCAGCACAAGUCGGUUAAUCCCUGUCUGGACUGAGCCUCCGUUGGCUUCCGAACUGGAAUUUUGCAGCUAACCCUUCCACGACUAGAACCUUAGGCAUUGGGGAGUUUUAGAUGGACUAAUUUUAUUAAAGGAUUGUUGUUUUUUUAAA